Molecule: messenger RNA, 1224 nt
Organism: Carya illinoinensis
Lineage: Eukaryota; Viridiplantae; Streptophyta; Magnoliopsida; Fagales; Juglandaceae
Product: caffeoylshikimate esterase-like
Exons: 1
Coding region: 130-1119 (329 amino acids)
Cellular component (GO): membrane
Molecular function (GO): lipase activity
Source: RefSeq, a predicted model, not a curated record
UUUGAUAGGGUGGCAAACCAUAAAUACUUCUAACCACGUUAUCAUCUGAUGAUCUGAAACUUCUUUCUUAGGCACUGAGUUCUGUACCCAUUUUUCGUCUCCGGUGCACUCUUUGGCUUAGCGAGAAGAAUGGUGCACCCAGUGGCGGAGGCCAACGAGGAAAGUCCCUUCGGCUCUCUCACUCCGGACGAGUUCUACGCUCGCCACUCCGUGAGUCACGGCUCCGAGUACAUCACUAACUCCAGGGGCCUCAACCUAUUUACCCAGUGGUGGACCCCACUACCCCCUACCAAAAUCAUCGGUACCCUAUGCUUCGUCCAUGGCUUUACCGGCGAGUCUAGCUGGUUCCUCCAGCUAACCGCCGUUUUCUUUACCAAAGCCGGAUUUGCCACCUGCGCCAUCGACCACCAGGGCCACGGCUUCUCCGAUGGCCUCGUUACCCACAUACCCGACAUCAACCCCGUCGUCGACGACUGUAUCUCCUUCUUCGACGCCUUCCGUGCUCGCCAUCCGCCGUCCUUGCCCUCCUUUCUUUACUCCGAGUCCCUCGGCGGUGCGAUCGCCCUUCUCAUCACGCUCCGCAAGGACCGCGCCUGGGACGGCCUUAUUCUCAACGGAGCGAUGUGCGGGAUAAGCGACAAGAUCAAACCGCCAUGGCCGUUGGAGCACUUCCUCUCCUUGGUCGCCACUUUGGUACCCACUUGGCGCGUGGUUCCUACGCGGGGCUCUAUACCCGACCUCUCCUUCAAGGAGGAGUGGAAGAGGAAGCUGGCGAUGGCGAGCCCGAGGAGAUCGGUGGCGAGGCCCCGCGCGGCGACGGCGCGUGAGUUGCUGAGGGUGUGCAGCGAGCUGCAGGGUAGGUUCGAGGAGGUGCAGAUGCCGUUGCUGAUAGUUCACGGCGGGGAAGACGUGGUAUGCGACCCCGCGUGCGCGGAGGAGCUUUUCAAACGCGCCGCGAGUACGGAUAAGACGCUAAAGAUGUACCCUGGUAUGUGGCACCAGUUGGUUGGCGAGCCUGAGGAGAACGUUGAGUUGGUUUUCGGGGACAUGUUGGAAUGGCUUCUGAGCCGGGCCAAACGCGCCUCCGACGCCCGCGCUGCUGCAAAUGAUGUGUCAUAGCUUUGGUUUGCCAAUUAAGGUAGUUGUCAAUUUACAAUGACUAAGAUACUUCCUUUGUCAAUUUACUCUCGUUUAAACUGAAUUUAAAAGUUAAUUUUGUCUUAA